AUGGGUGAGUUUUUGCAGGUUGUUCCAAAUGAGUUCCGGUUGCAAAUGGAACUUGCAAUUCACUUCUGGAAUGAAGCUGGAGUGGAACUUCCUUUUGAGUUGGUAUUAAAUGCGCGUGAUGGUUCUUGGAAUAUCAAUGUGCUAUAUGAGCGUCAUUUUGGUGUUGUUUUUGGAGAGAAUAGGUUUUGUGUUUUAAUGUGGGUUUGCGCUGAGAAUGCCUUUGAACUACCUCAAUCUAUUACACUUCCAUGUGGCGUUGAAGAAGUUUGUGAGUUAAAAUUGCGUAGCUCCAAAGGCAUGUUUAUAGUUAACGCUAAGACGAACAUUGAUGGUAACUGGGUUCUGUUUGGUAACGAAUGGAAACGGCUUGUUGGUGCUCAUAAUAUAAAUUCAAAUGCUUACCUGAUAUUUCAAAAAGAGAAUGGUUUGAUGUAUGAUAUUAAAGUGUGUAGAGAGGCUGAUCCAUAUUUUGAGUUGAACAUUCAGGAGCAUCAUAAGAAUUGGGUGACUAUUCCAGCUGCAUUUAUUGACGUGUAUGAUGUCCGAAGCAUGAAAGUUGUGUUGAUUUCAUUGAAAGGGAGGUUCAAGUUGCAGGUUAAACAUUUUCGAGGCAGAGGAAGGAAGCAGAGCAAGCAUAUUGUGUUUGGAACUGGAUGGAAGGAUUUCUAUAAGAGAAACUAUCUUUCAAACGGUGCAAAAUGUAGAUUUCAAUUAAUGAAAGCCAGCGGGAAUCAAUCUGCAGACACCUUCAUGAUGAAUGUCGUAGUGAAGAAGUGA
This is a messenger RNA of Oldenlandia corymbosa var. corymbosa, 777 nucleotides long. The record is from the annotation of a GenBank genome assembly. NCBI's taxonomy places the organism in Eukaryota, Viridiplantae, Streptophyta, Magnoliopsida, Gentianales, Rubiaceae.